Coregonus clupeaformis (lake whitefish) is the source of this 2109-nucleotide messenger RNA. RefSeq names its product interferon-induced protein with tetratricopeptide repeats 5-like. Gene Ontology annotation, molecular function: protein binding. Gene Ontology annotation, biological process: defense response to virus. Gene Ontology annotation, cellular component: cytosol. The transcript has 2 exons. Lineage: Eukaryota; Metazoa; Chordata; Actinopteri; Salmoniformes; Salmonidae. The coding region runs from base 103 to 1557 and encodes 484 amino acids. The record is from RefSeq and is a predicted model, not a curated record.
GCUGCAGGGCUAUAUAUUGCCAUGGAGUGAGUAAGUUUCGGCUGUGUAGGCUACGUCCAUGUACUUGGGCAAUACGAAAAACAACUCGCUGUAUUCAACAAGAUGAGUGCCUCGGUCAAAGCAGAUAUGGAAGUCAAGCUGAAAGAACUUGAGUGUCACUUCACAUGGGGCAUAAGGAAGGCUGACAUUAAGGAACUGGACAGCAUCCCUGAAAAACUCCUGGAUCGAAUCAUGAAGUUCUGCCUUUCAAAAUACCAUGCCACAUAUUUCAACUUGCUAGCGUUUCUGAGCCACCUAGAGGGAAAUAAUGUUAGUGCUCUUGAGUAUCUCCACAAGGCUGAGAGUGCAUUGAAGGACAGACAGAAUGAUACAGAGUUACUGGUAACCUAUGCUAACUUUGCCUGGGUUCACUAUCACUCUGGGAACAUGGAUGAUGUGGAUGCCUACCUUGGAAAGCUGGAAAACAUCAAUAAGGGUAUUCCGAGGGCCUCAAAGAUUCAAGGUAGCUUACCUUCAGUACAUGGUGAAAAAGGUUGGAGCCUUAUCAGGCUUGGGGGAUUCUUUUAUAAAAAGGUAAAAGAGAGCUUCCAGAAAGCUCUUGAGGGGGAGCCAAACAAUGCAUCUUUCAAUGUGGGCUAUGCAAUGGUCCUGUACAGGUUGGAGGGCAUGGUCAGGGAUACGAAAGUGAGGUCAGAGGAAAGUGAAGCUACCACUCAGCUAAGGAAGGCGUUAUCCUUGGAGCCUGAUAACUCUGAGGUUAUGGUCCUCCUAGCCCUGAAACUUCAGAACAAAAAUAAACAAGAGUCCAUGAAACUCAUCAUAGAGGCCCUCAGACUGUCUCCUGACGUGCCUCACGUCACGCGUUACGUGGCAAAGUUCUUCAGAUACGAGGGCUCCGUCAAUGAGUCCCUACACAUUUUGGGGAAAGCUCUGGAGCUGUCUCCAAACUCCCAUUUCCUCCAUCACCAAAUUGGCCUGUGUCACAAACAGCAGCUCAGUCAGAUGUUUGAGCAGAAGAGGAAAGGGGGAAAGGUCAAUGGGGGCCAGAUAAAAGCCAAGGUGGAGGUCUGCAUCCGUCACUUCUCCAGAGCUGUGGAGCUGAAGCCCUCAAACAUCCACGCAAGGGUGAACCUGGCUGACGCCUACGGGAACAACUACCAGCUGGAGGAGGCGAUGAAGAUCUUCAUCAAUCUGGAGAAAGAUGAAUCACUCAUUGACUCAGACAAGCAGCACUGCUACACCAGCUUCGGCCUGUUUCUGUUCCACAAGAAGAAAGAUGAUGGCAGGGCUGUGACACAGUUCAAAAAGGCCUACCAGAUUCAGAUUGAGAGUUGGGACAGGAAGGAGGCUGGGAAGAAGCUGAAGCAGAUCGCAGAGAGGUGUCAGGCUAACAAGAAGAGAGUUGGCGAGGCCUCUGAGAUUUUGGCGUUCCUCGCCACUGAAGACAAAGAGGGGAGAAUGUCUGAAAAAAAUAAAGAGCCAAGGAGAGUCAAUAUGCACUCUCCAGACACAGAUGACCUUACAGAUGCCCUAGGCAAAGGAAUGAAACUCAAAUGAUUUAUCUUAUUGUAACACAACGCAUGGCUUACAUAGGAAUACUGCUAAAUGCAUUUUAAUGGUUUUAAUCGUGGAGUAACAUUCACUUCAAGUUGCGUGUAUGCUUCUUAAGUUUGAUUUUGUGUAAAGAUUUGAGUAAGAAUGUAUUACUUUUGCGAGAAAAAAAUGUAUGUCUUUGGAUGUGUCCCCUGUCGUGUAGUUGAUUAGAUAUCUUCACUGACUGUGAAACUGUUGUUGCUUAAACUGACAUUAACAUUGUGAAGAAAUAAUAAAACACUGUUCCAAAGUCUUGAUUAUCUUUUGUGCUUGUUAAAUUGCACUGUUUUUUCUACUUAUUUCCUAAAGCCAACAUUGCUUAAUAAAUGGAACCACGUCAGAUAUUUAAGUGUCCUAUUGCUCCCUCUAAGUAUCUCCAUGCUUGCACUUUGAUUUAAAUUUGGAGGGAGUUUGACAGACAGUGAGUCUAGCUACCACUGACUUAACAUGGAACAAUAAGAAAUGUCAUUAUUUUGAUUUGUUUAAAACAAAAUAAAAUGUAUUUCAUUACAGAUA